CACGUAGAUUUUGUACUGACCAAUUACAGUCGAGUUUGUUGGUACAAAGGGUUGCCUGUUGGUUUCCACGGUAACGACUUACAAACAAAUGGAGGACAAAAACAUGGCUGCAAUGAGCCAGCGGCGCAUCAUGUCUCACAGCUUGCACGAGCGAGCAAUCGCAAAUUUCAGGCAACAGGAGGAGAAACGUGAGGAUCACAAGAGACGUGUGACCAAAGAUAAGCAAAUUCAUGCCAAUCUCAAAAAUGAAGAGAGAGUGGAGAUGAAAAGGUAUCUGCGCACAUUGCAAGAUGAGGAGUACGAGAGACAAAUGGAGGAAUCUUACAUAAAGGCAGAGCAGGACAGGAUGCACAAGGAGAAGCUAUUGGAGCAGGAGGAGAGGAUGGCAAAAGAACUGGCCCGUAUAAACUAUGAGAAAAUUCGAGAUGAGAAAAUGAGGCAGUGCAUCAAAGCAAACAGUGUGGAGAUUAAGGAGCUAGAGGCAAAGCUGAAAUCAGCUUAUCUAAACAGAGCAAGAGCAGCACAAAUAGCUGAGAAAGAGGCCAUCAGGUUUGAGGCCAUGAAGGAGCAAGCUGACAUUGUGCGCAGGAUGAAGAGUGAAGAAGAGCAAGCCGCAAUAGAGCAGGAGAAGCAGGAGCAGAGGCGCUAUGAGGAAGUGGUUCGCUAUCAGCAGGAACUGGUGAAGCAGCUGGAGGAGAAGGAGAGGAUGAGACAGGAGUCAUAUGAUGAGUUCCUCAAGGAGAAACUCAUGGUGGAUGAAAUUGUGCGAAAGAUAUAUGAGGAAGAUCGCAAAAAGCAUGAGCUCCGGCUUGAAAUGGUCGCGGCCACACAGCGAUACAUUGAAGAGUUCAAAAAUCAGCAGGCUGAGUGGAGGCGCCUGGAAAGAGAGAAAAUGGAGGAGGAGAACCGGCGAAUUUUGGAGUAUGCUAAAUACCAGGAGAGGAAAGAAGAGGACAGGAUGUCUAGUGUUAGACAGAGAGACACAAUUAAAGAGAAACUUCAAAAGUUUCUGACUGAGAAGAUUGAAAAUGAGCAGAAGCACCGUGAAGAGAUAGAGCAUGCCCGUGAUCUGCUUUGUCUUGAGGAGCAGGCAGAGGCUGACAGACAGAAAGAAAUUGAAGAGAUGGAGCGGAGAAUCCGGCAGAGGCUGGAGCUGCAGCAGUCCUGCCAGGAACAGUUGGCCUUCAAACAACUGCGCCUUCAGGCUGAAAAGGAGGAGGAGGAAGCUUUCAGGCUCACGAUGCUGGCCAAGUUUGCUGAAGAUGACCGUAUUGAGCAGAUGAACGCUCAGAAGCGGCGCAUGAAACAGCAGGAGCACAAACGUGCUGUGGAGAAGCUAAUGGAGGAGAGGAAACAGAAAUACCUGGCUGAUAAGGAGAGAGAGGCAGAGGAGCGAGCAAUUGAACAGGAGAGAGAAACUCAGCGUCGAGAGAUUAUUGAGGAGGAGAGACUGAAGCUCCUCAGGCUUCACGCUACAAAGCUGUUAGGGUACCUACCAAAGGGAAUUUUUAGGGAGGAUGAUUUGGAGCAUUUUGGUGAAGACUUCAAGAGCAGUUUCCGGGCGUUCGACAAGAGCUGUGGAGAGGAUGAGCAAUAACGCUGAUCUACUUGUGACCACUAGAUGGCAGACAUAAAUGAUUUUACAAGUAGUUUAUUACUAGUUCUAAGCGAAGAGCUUUUUACAUUUUAAAAUCACAUAGUUGAAUAAACAAUAAAUAUACAAAAAACACCCUGAAUUAGGAUGCUUGUAUUAGAAAUAAUUUACAUAUUUAAAAUCAGCAUUGAAACCAUCUCAGGUUUGCUCUUAUUCUUUGAGGAAAUUCUUUUUUCUAAGCUAUUGUUUUUAACCAUUUGACUUUUUUGUGACUACCUUUUUAAUAAUCUAGUGCAAUAUUUUGAAAUUAUAUAGACUAAAUUUCACUACAUGGGAAAUAAAAGAUGAAUAAAAAGUAAAAGGGAUUAGAGAUUGUAAUACACUUAUACUGUAUGGAUCUUCUUGUUUCUAUUAAGGUGCCGUUCGAGUGUAUGUGCCUUUAUUUUGUCCAAGGAGCUUAGCAUUUAAUAUAUAUGCAUUUUUAAUCUUUUUCCUCUUCAGAAAUUCAUAAGCUUACUAAUACAUUUAACAGAAAAUUAAUCCAGUAAGCAAUCAGACCAUUUAGAGAUUCUGCUUAUAACUAAUACAGGAAGUAAAUAAUUAAGAAAUGACACAAUUUGCAGUUUACAAUUUUGCAUGAACAGCUAUACUCUUAAUUAUGGCUGUCGAAUAUAAUGUCGUGGAACAUCCACAAGUCCUCUGAAGACUCAGAAACCUUCCUGACUGUUAAACCAAGCUCAGACACUGGAGAACUCUUCCAUAAAUUUGAAAUAAAUAUCACCUUAUUAAAAAUGUCA
This is a messenger RNA of Tachysurus vachellii, 2391 nucleotides long. It is a transcript of the gene mns1, whose product is annotated as meiosis-specific nuclear structural 1. Gene Ontology annotation, cellular component: motile cilium. Gene Ontology annotation, biological process: cilium organization. NCBI's taxonomy places the organism in Eukaryota, Metazoa, Chordata, Actinopteri, Siluriformes, Bagridae. The record is from RefSeq and is a predicted model, not a curated record. The coding region runs from base 89 to 1597 and encodes 502 amino acids. The transcript has 10 exons.